Molecule: messenger RNA, 667 nt
Organism: Polychytrium aggregatum
Lineage: Eukaryota; Fungi; Chytridiomycota; Chytridiomycetes; Polychytriales
Product: cytochrome b5-like heme/steroid binding domain-containing protein
Exons: 5
Coding region: 60-464 (134 amino acids)
Cellular component (GO): membrane; intracellular membrane-bounded organelle
Molecular function (GO): heme binding
Source: RefSeq, a predicted model, not a curated record
GCCCGCCUCCCUGCAACCGCCCCCGAGAAACACCACCCCCAGCUUGCAAUCCGCCUGCCAUGUCUGUCAAGAUCUUUGAGUGGUCCGAGGUCGAGAAGCACAACACCCGCGAUGACUGUUGGAUGGUCAUCGACGGCAAGGUCUACGACUGCUCCAAGUUCCUGGAUGAACAUCCCGGUGGUGAGGAAGUCCUCCUCGAGGUCGCUGGCCAGGAUGCCACCGAUGCCUUUGAGGAGAUCGGCCACUCUGACGAUGCCCGCGAGCUCCUGAAGACUCUGUACAUCGGCGACCUGAACCCCGCUUCGGCCAAGACCAAGUCCUCCAAGGCUUCCGCUGCCACUCCCGCCUCCCAUGGCGGUGAUGCUGCCGCCAAGGCCGCUGGAAACAACUCCCUCCUCUUUGCCCUGGUCCCCAUCGUCGUCGUCGUUGCCUACCUGGCUUACCAGUUCAUUAACCAGAAGUAAACGAUUCGUGGACUUGUGCGAGCGACGAGUGAUUGGCGCCAUCGUCGAAGAUGGCCAAGGGACGCACCGUCGAUAACGGAGGGAAGCGCUCCGGACAAGCAGUCUCAGGCCUGUACACCUAUACAGUCUGUUCAAACAAACAAAGCAAAUAGGAAAAAUAAUGGCAUCCUUCCGUCCGAGCACCACUGGAGUAUGCGUGGGAC